Molecule: messenger RNA, 4527 nt
Organism: Lipotes vexillifer (Yangtze River dolphin)
Lineage: Eukaryota; Metazoa; Chordata; Mammalia; Artiodactyla; Lipotidae
Gene: ASTN2
Product: astrotactin 2
Exons: 22
Coding region: 81-3929 (1282 amino acids)
Biological process (GO): neuron cell-cell adhesion; neuron migration
Cellular component (GO): endosome; membrane
Molecular function (GO): protein binding; inositol 1,3,4,5 tetrakisphosphate binding
Source: RefSeq, a predicted model, not a curated record
CUUCGGCGUCCGCCGCCGCCGCCGCUGUCUCUUCCUCCUCCUUCGCCACCGCCGCUCGCAGCACCGCAGCCCCUCCCGCCAUGGCCGCCGCCGGCGCCCGGCGCAGCCCCGGCCCCAGCUCGGGGCUCCGGGGGCGGCUGAGGCUCGGUUUCCACCCGGCGCCGCCGCCGCUGCUGCUGUUCCUGCUCCUGCUGCCGCCGCCGCCGCUUCUGACCGGCGCCACCGCCGCCGCCUCGCGGGAGCCCGACAGCCCAUGCCGGCUCAAGACAGUCACGGUGUCCACGCUGCCUGCCAUGCGGGAGAGCGACAUCGGCUGGAGCGGCACCCGCGCCGGGGCCGGGAGUGGGACCGGGGCAGGAGCCGCCGCCGCGUCCCCGGGCUCCGCUGGCUCCGCGGGCACCGCCGCCGAGUCGCGCCUCCUGCUCUUUGUGCGUAACGAGCUGCCGGGGCGCAUCGCGGUGCAGGACGACCUGGACAACACAGAGCUGCCCUUCUUCACCCUGGAGAUGUCAGGCACGGCAGCGGACAUCUCGCUGGUGCACUGGAGACAGCAGUGGCUGGAGAACGGCACCUUGUACUUCCACGUCUCCAUGAGCAGCUCUGGGCAGCUGGCCCGGGCCACCGCCCCCACCCUCCAGGAGCCCUCAGAGAUUGUAAAGGAGCAGAUGCACAUCCUCCACAUUUCUGUGAUGGGUGGCCUCAUUGCACUGCUGCUGCUGCUGCUGGUGUUCACUGUGGCACUGUAUGCCCAGCGGCGCUGGCAGAAGCGUCGCCGCAUCCCCCAGAAGAGCGCCAGCACGGAAGCCACUCACGAGAUCCACUACAUCCCCUCCGUGCUGCUGGGUCCCCAUGCCCGGGAAAGCUUCCGCUCCUCCCGGCUGCAGGCCCACAAUUCCGUCAUCGGCGUGCCCAUCCGGGAGACCCCCAUCCUGGAUGACUAUGACUACGAGGAGGAUGAGGACCCACCCCGGCGGGCCAACCACGACUCCCGUGAGGAUGAGUUUGGCAGUCAGGUGACCCACACCCUGGACAGCCUGGGCCGACCAGGGGAAGAGAAAGGGGACUUUGAGAAGAAAGGGGGAAUCAGCUUUGGGAGAACCAAGGGGACGUCGGGUUCAGAGGCAGACGAUGAAACGCAGUUGACAUUCUACACGGAGCAGUACCGAAGCCGUCGCCGCAGCAAAGGUUUGCUGAAAAGCCCAGUGAACAAGACGGCCCUGAUGCUGAUCGCUGUGAGCUCCUGCAUCCUGGCCAUGGUGUGUGGCAGUCAGAUGUCCUGUCCACUCACUGUGAAGGUGACUCUGCAUGUGCCCGAGCACUUCAUUGCAGACGGGAGCAGCUUUGUGGUGAGUGAAGGGAGCUACCUGGACAUCUCUGACUGGUUAAACCCGGCCAAGCUGUCCCUGUAUUACCAGAUCAACGCCACCUCCCCAUGGGUGAGGGACCUCUGCGGACAGAGGACCACGGAUGCCUGUGAGCAGCUCUGCGACCCAGAAACCGGAGAGUGCAGCUGUCAUGAAGGCUACACCCCUGACCCGGUUCACAGACACCUGUGUGUGCGCAGUGACUGGGGACAGAGUGAAGGACCCUGGCCUUACACGACACUCGAGAGGGGCUAUGAUCUGGUGACAGGGGAGCAAGCCCCUGAAAAGAUUCUCAGGUCUACUUUCAGCUUGGGCCAAGGACUCUGGCUUCCUGUCAGCAAAAGCUUCGUGGUCCCACCCGUGGAGCUGUCCAUCAACCCCCUGGCCAGCUGCAAGACCGACGUGCUCGUCACAGAAGACCCUGCAGAUGUCAGGGAAGAAGCCAUGCUGUCCACAUACUUUGAAACCAUCAAUGACCUGCUGUCCUCCUUUGGGCCCGUCCGUGACUGCUCUCGGAACAAUGGGGGCUGUACUCGAAACUUCAAGUGUGUGUCUGACCGCCAGGUGGACUCCUCAGGAUGUGUGUGCCCUGAGGAGCUGAGGCCCAUGAAGGACGGCUCCGGCUGCUAUGAUCACUCCAAAGGCAUCGACUGCUCCGAUGGCUUCAACGGCGGCUGCGAGCAGCUGUGCCUGCAGCAAACACUGCCUUUGCCCUACGAUGCCACCUCCAGCACCAUCUUCAUGUUCUGCGGUUGUGUGGAGGAGUUCAAGCUGGCUCCUGAUGGAAAAUCCUGCCUAAUGCUCUCAGAUGUCUGUGAGGGCCCCAAGUGCCUCAAACCUGAUUCCAAGUUCAACAACACCCUCUUUGGAGAGAUGCUACAUGGUUACAACAACCGGACCCAGCAUGUGAACCAAGGCCAAGUCUUCCAGAUGACCUUUAGGGAGAACAACUUCAUCAAGGACUUUCCUCAGCUGGCCGACGGGCUGUCGGUGAUCCCGCUGCCAGUGGAGGAGCAGUGCCGGGGGGUCCUCUCCGAGCCCCUCCCAGACCUCCAGCUGCUCACCGGAGACGUCAGGUACGAUGAGGCCAUGGGUUACCCCAUGGUGCAGCAAUGGCGGGUCCGCAGCAACCUGUACCGCGUGAAGCUCAGCACCAUCACCCUCUCGGCAGGCUUCACCGACGUCCUCAAGAUCCUGACCAAGGAGAGCAGUCGGGAGGAGCUGCUAUCCUUCAUCCAGCACUACGGCUCGCACUACGUCGCAGAAGCCCUCUAUGGCUCCGAGCUCACCUGCGUCAUCCACUUCCCCAGCAAGAAGGUCCAGCAGCAGCUGUGGCUCCAGUAUCAGAAAGAGACCACGGAGUUGGGCAGCAAGAAGGAGCUCAAGUCCAUGCCCUUCAUCACCUACCUCUCAGGCCUGCUGACAGCCCAGAUGCUGUCUGAUGACCAGCUCAUCUCAGGUGUGGAGAUCCGCUGUGAGGAGAAAGGCCGCUGUCCAUCUACCUGCCACCUUUGCCGCCGACCGGGCAAGGAGCAGCUGAGCCCCACACCGGUGCUCCUGGAAAUCAACCGUGUGGUACCACUUUACACUCUCAUCCAGGACAAUGGCACCAAAGAGGCCUUCAAGAGUGCACUGAUGAGCUCCUACUGGUGCUCGGGGAAAGGGGACGUGAUCGAUGACUGGUGCAGGUGUGACCUCAGCGCCUUUGAUGCCAGUGGGCUCCCCAACUGCAGCCCUCUCCCGCAGCCGGUGCUGCGGCUCUCCCCAGCAGUAGAGCCCUCCAGCACCGUGGUCUCCUUGGAGUGGGUCGAUGUUCAGCCAGCUAUUGGGACCAAGGUCUCUGAUUAUAUUCUGCAGCACAAGAAAGUGGAUGAAUACACAGAUACGGACCUCUACACAGGAGAAUUCCUGAGUUUUGCCGAUGACUUACUCUCUGGCCUGGGUACAUCUUGUGUAGCAGCUGGUCGAAGCCAUGGAGAGGUCCCUGAAGUCAGUAUCUACUCCGUCAUCUUCAAGUGUCUGGAGCCCGACAGUCUCUACAAGUUCACUCUCUAUGCGGUGGAUACACGAGGGAGGCACUCAGAGCUCAGCACAGUGACCCUGAGGACCGCCUGUCCGCUGGUAGAUGACAAUAAAGCAGAAGAGAUAGCUGACAAGAUCUACAAUCUGUACAAUGGGUACACAAGUGGGAAGGAGCAGCAGACUGCCUACAACACACUGAUGGACGUCUCCGCCUCCAUGCUGUUUCGAGUCCAGCACCACUACAACUCUCACUAUGAGAAGUUCGGUGACUUUGUCUGGAGGAGUGAGGAUGAGCUGGGGCCCAGGAAGGCCCACCUGAUCCUGCGGCGUCUGGAGAAGGUGAGCAGCCACUGUUCCAGCCUCCUCCGAAGCGCCUACAUCCAGAGCCGCGUGGACACCGUGCCCUACCUUUUCUGCCGCAGCGAGGAGGUCCGGCCUGUGGGUAUGGUGUGGUACAGCAUCCUCAAGGACACCAAAAUCACAUGCGAGGAGAAGAUGGUGUCCAUGGCCCGAAACACGUAUGGGGAGUCCAAGGGCCGGUGAGGGAGGGUGCUGCCCUCCGUGAGCACAGAGACUCUCCGUGGGAGGGGGAGCGGUGCUCUCGUGGAUCCUGGCGCCUGGGUGGGCUGGGGGACAGCUGAGGACGGGCCUGGCAGAUAAGGCCUGCCAGCAAGGCCAAAGCAAACUCCUUCUCUUGUGGAUAGCCGACAGAGAACUUUGUAACCACUGGAAUUAUUCAUUUCCCCCUAUCUUUUAUUUUUUUCUAAGAUCUUAUUUGACUCUAUCAAAGUCUCUCCUUUUUAAACACUUUCUUCUGGAUGGUGGUCAAUCCCGAGGCAGGAGCUUUUCAGGUGGAGACCAAGAGGCCUUUCCCCUUCUUCCUCCCUCCUGCUACACUCAGCUUCCUUCCUGCCGCGGACCCCAGGAGGAGACGACAGACCUAUGGAGAGACAACUGGACCUCUUCAGCAUCAGGAGGGCAUCCCCGAGGAUUGUUGCAGUGAGGAAGCUUGGGUCUCUAGGACUUUGUUUUUCGGACGCGUUUGAGUCUGCAGGACCCCUGCCUCUUCCUGCUGCCUGUGGGUCUGCCCAGAGUCCCUGCAGGGCUCUCCAUGCAUUAAAAAUUCCUAUUGUCUCUCUUU